Vicia faba (fava bean) is the source of this 1470-nucleotide messenger RNA. Lineage: Eukaryota; Viridiplantae; Streptophyta; Magnoliopsida; Fabales; Fabaceae. The record is from the annotation of a GenBank genome assembly.
AUGUCCACCGCCAAUCCCUCCGACACCGACACGGCGUCACCGCCAUCUCGUCCCACCAUCACCCUCCCUCCCCGUCCCUCCGUCGAAGCUUUCUUCGCCGGCGCCGCCAGUCCCGGUCCCAUGACACUGGUUUCAAGCUUCUUCGCUACUGAAUCCGCCACUUUCUCUCAGCUUCUCGCCGGAGCUAUGGCGUCUCCGCUCGCGUACUCUUCCGCCGCGGCGGAGAAUUACUUUGUUAAAGAAGAUGAGUUCUCCGUGUCCCACAGAAGUACAGGGUUUAAGCAGAGUCGACCGAUGAACCUGAUUGUUGCGCGGUCGCCGGUGUUUACUAUUCCUCCUGGUUUGAGUCCGUCUGGGUUUUUGAACUCGCCUGGAUUCUUUUCUCCACAGAGCCCCUUUGGGAUGUCACACCAACAGGCUUUAGCACAGGUUACAGCUCAAGCUGUCCUUGCACAAUCUCAUAAUAUGCACAUGCAACCUGAAUAUCAACUGGUCUCAUUUGAUCCUCCCACCGACCAACUGGUAGAGCAGCAGUCUUUUACUCGAAAUGAAUCUUCGGAGCAGCAAGUGGCAGCACCUGUAUCAGAAUCUAGAAAUGCUCAAAUGGAAACGUCGGAGAUUACAGACUCUGAUAAGAAAUAUCAACCACCUUCCCUACCGAUUGACAAACCUGCAGAUGAUGGCUACAACUGGCGCAAGUAUGGACAGAAGCAGGUUAAGGGGAGUGAGUAUCCGCGGAGCUACUAUAAAUGCACACAUCUGAAUUGUCCCGUCAAGAAAAAAGUUGAGCGUGCCCCUGACGGUCAUAUAACUGAAAUUAUCUAUAAAGGCCAGCAUAAUCAUGAGAAGCCUCAGGUAAAUAGGCGCAUCAAAGAAAAUAGUGAUGUGAAUGGAAAUGCAAACGUUCAACAUAACUCAAACUCACAAGGGGAUUCUAGACCACUACCGAGAUCAACUGAAAUUGUGGAAGUGGAUGAUGCAGACAAUAAGGAAGAGGGAGGUGACUCGGGGCCAAACCCAAAGAGAAGGAGCAUUGAGCCUGUUGUUCCGGAAGCACCUGCAUCUCAGAAGACUGUCACAGAACCCAAAAUCAUUGUGCAAACAAGAAGUGAAGUUGAUCUUUUAGACGACGGCUACAGGUGGAGAAAGUAUGGUCAGAAAGUGGUGAAGGGAAAUCCUCAUCCUAGGAGUUAUUACAAGUGCACUAGUGCAGGAUGCAAUGUGCGCAAACACGUUGAGAGAGCAUCAACGGACCCAAAAGCUGUCAUAACUACGUACGAGGGAAAACAUAAUCACGACGUCCCUGCUGCUAGAAACAGUAGCCACCACACAGCUAAUAGCAAUUCAAUGCCAUCAAAGCCAACGGCAAGGGUGCCAGAGAAGCAUCCUUUGCUUAAAGAUAUGGAGUUCGCAAACAAUGAUCAGAGACCUGUACAUUUGCGCUUAAAAGAAGAGCAGAUCAUAGUAUAA